Messenger RNA from Lactuca sativa (garden lettuce), 426 nucleotides. The record is from RefSeq and is a predicted model, not a curated record. NCBI's taxonomy places the organism in Eukaryota, Viridiplantae, Streptophyta, Magnoliopsida, Asterales, Asteraceae.
AUGAAAUAUCGUUAUUACUACUUGAAAAGCAAGUAUGCAAUUUGGUUGAAAUUAAAAAACAAAACCAGGAAUCUCUAUAAUCCUGUCACAAACACGUUUCAAAUGACGGAUGAAGAGUGGAAAGCGGAGGCGAAAUUAAACAAGAUGGUUGAGAAAUUAAGAAAUGCACCCCUCAUUUACCCUGAACUAUGCACCCAGUUGUUUGACGGUGCGACCUCGACUAGUGCUGCUAGUUGGGGACCAUCUUCGACACUCCCUUACCUUGUAGAAGUCUUUACUACACAAGAUGAUGAUGAUAUCGAGAUGGUAGAUACUCCACCUCAAAUGGAUAUCCCAGCCUCAGCUUCAACAGUACCCCCACCUACAAGUGCAACAUAUGCAAGUGGAGAUUCGUCUGGUCAGUCCAAAAACAAAAGAGGAAAAUGA